AUGCAGCCAGGUAUGCAGCAGCAGCUGCAGCAACCGCAGCUGCAGCUGCAGCAGCAGCAGCUACAGCAACAGCAGCUGCAGCAGCAACAGCUGCAGCAACAGCAGCUGCAGCAGCAACACCUGCAGCAGCAGCAACUUCAGCAGCACCAACUGCAGCAGCAGCCUAUGGCGAUGCUGCCACUCAAGCCUGAGCCCACUGCUGCAGUGCUGCCAACGCAUGCAGCGCAGCAGCAGCGCAUGGCUCUGCAGCAGCGGCAGCUCCCGCUGCAGCCGCCGCAGCAGCUGCAGCAGCUGCAGCUGCAGCAGCAGCAGCAGCAGCAGCAGCAGCAAAUGCAGCAAGCCCGCCAGGGUGCCCAAAGGAACGUAGAGCCGAAGCACGUGCUGCUGCUGCUGCAGCGCAUGGCUGAAGCAGACCCGGCCCGGUUUCAGGGCGUGGAGCUGCCGCAGACGGGCGGCAGGUCUGUGGCGACUUUGCUGCAGUCGUUGGAGCAGCGGGGAAUUGUGAGGGUUCAGGAUGUUUUGAAGGGGGCUUACGAGCUGGCCAAGCAGCAGCAGCAGCAGCAGCAGCAGCAGCAGCAGCAGCAGCAGCAGCCGGCGGUGAAGGUGCAGCAGCCGCAGCAGCAGCCGCAGCAGCAGCCGCUCGCGAAGUCCCAGCUGCACCUGCAGCUUCAGCAGCAGCAGCAGCAGCAGCAAGACCGCCCGCUGGCGAUGGCGCAGCAGCAGCAGCGCAUGCCGCAGCAGAGCGACGCAGCAGCAGGAGUAGCAGCAGCAGCAAAUCGGGGCAGAAUGCCUCCUGCUGCUGCUGCUGCUGCUGCUACUGAAGCAACGGCGAAUGCAGCAGCAAUGCACGCACCCCUGCUGCCUGACCAUGAGACGCUGGCGAAAGUUGCAGCUUACCCGCGAGACAGGCAGGUUGACUUGAUUGCUCGUCUGCUGCAGAAGCCCCGAGGCCCUCAGGUGGUGCAGCAGCUGCAGCUAGCUGGCCAUGUUGCUGCUGACGUGUGUGCCGAAGCUAUGGCUAGCUGCGCGGGCAGCGCGCAGCAGCAGCAGCAGCAGCAGCAGCUGAGACAGCGGCAGGCGCAGCAGCAAGCGCAGCAGCAGGCGCAGCAGCAGCAGCAACAGCAGCAGCAGUACCAGCAACAGCAGCAGCAGCAACAGCGGCUGCAGCACAUUCGGCCGCAGGCCGCUGACUCCCAAAUGCCUUCAGUGAAACGGCCCCGCGUGGAAGACAGCAGCAGCCGCAGCAGCAGCAGCAACAGAAGCAGCAGCAGCAGCAGCAGCAGCGGCAGCGGCAGCAGCAGCAGCAGCAACUAUCUGAUUGCUGCAGACUACAGCACAGAGGGAGAGCGGCGCACAUUCAGGCCGCAGCUGCUGCGGCAGCGCCCAAAGUUUAUAAGUGUUAUAAGGAAGCAUCUGCCGCUGGCUGGGGAUGAGCAGCAGCAGCAGCAGCAGCAGCAGCAGCGAAGGGGGUGGUCUUGGGUGCCCAGCGCGCCUGCUGCGCAGGUGCUGCAGCAGCAGCAGCAACUGCGUCAGCUGCUGCAGCAAGAGCUGCAGCAGCAGCACAUAAUGCGGCCCGUCACCGCUUCUGCGGCGACUCUUGCGCAGCAGCAGCAGAUGCAGCAGCAGCAGCAACUGCUGCAGCAGCAGCAGGAGCAGCAGCAGCAGGGCAUGCUGCGCCUCUACCUGCAGCGCAGGCUGCAGCAAAUCAUGAGGCGGGCUGGCUGCCUCAGCGGCUUGGCUGUUGUUGCUGCUGACGAAGCAGCAAUUGUAGAUCGGCUGCUGGAGGCUUUGCAUCUGAGACUCACGCUGCUGUCCCCUUGUCUGGAAGCAAUUUCCCAGUACAGAGUUGACCGAAUGCUCACGCGGCUAAUGCAGGGCGGCAGGAGCAGCAGCAGCAGCAGCAGCGACGACGCAGAAGCAGGCGUUGCUGCUGAGUGGGGCACUGCAGCAGCAGCAGCAGCAGCAACAGGCGCGCAUUCGCGGAAGCCGCAGCAGCAAAACACUCUCGGCCUCAAGCCGCAGCUGAGUUUCUCCGUCUUAGCUGAGCUGUUUCUGCGUAGGGAAAGCGACCAGCAGUUGGCAGAGAGACUGCACCGCCUAAAUGAGGGACGUCGCAGAGUGAAGCACCGGCUUAAGGCUCGAGGAGGUUCGGGGGGAGGCCAAGCAUGCAAAACAGACGAGGCGGACGCGUCAGCGAGCAUGGGGGUAUCUGCAGCAGCAGCAGCAGCAGCAGCAGCAGCCGACUCUGUUGCUGCUGCAGGCAGCAGUAGAGGGCCAUCGGGCUUUGGUGAGGGGCAGCAGCAGCCGCAGCAGCAACAGAGACCAGAAGAAGUAGCUCUGGAAAAAGCCCAAGAGUUUGCAGAGGUUGCUCACAGCCAACGGCUGCUGCUGCUGCGGCUAACGCCUUUAGAUCUUCGGAUGCUGCUGCAAAUCCCAGCAGCAGGAAGCAUCAUUCCUCUCUCCUUUAGGAAUCGUUUGCUGCAGUUUUUAGAGCUGCUGCACUUCGACCUACAGGCAGAGCCCCCGCGGCUGCCUCCUGCUGCUGUUCGUCUUGCUGCUGCACCUCCUUCUACGCCGCUGCAGCAAAUGGCGUUCUCGCAGCAGCAGCAGCAGCAGCAACAGCAGCAACAGCACUACUUCCAGCACCACAUGCAGCAGCAGCAGUCUGCUGCUGCUGCUGCGAGCAGGCAGCACCUGGCGCAUGCAGCCAACGCAGCAGCGUCCAGCGCUCCUGCUGCAGCUCCCCUAGUGCCGACAGCAGCAGCAGCAAAUCUUGCUGCUGCUGCUGCUGCUCAAGCAGCUGGCGAGGGCGCCUCUCGGGUCCACGAGUCUGCAGCAACUGCUGCUGCUGCUGCUCCUUCUGGGGGCGGCGCGGCGGGCGUGACGCCGGCGAGCUCCGCAGCAGCAGCACCAGCAGCAGCAGCAGCAGCAGCAGCACCUGCUGCUGCUUCCCAGGCCACUCCUGGGGCCGGCUCGGGGGGCUCUCAGCCUGCUGAGCCAAAGAAAAGGGGGGGCGGAGUUGCAACAAAGAACAGAAACCGGAAGAAAGCUGCUGCUGCUGCUGCUGUUGCUGCAAUUGUGCUCGAAGCAGAAGACAAGAAGCGUGCUGCGCUGCUGCAGCAGCAGCAAGAGCUCUUUAUGCAGCAGCACGGGCUCAACCCUGCCUUCCACGAGCAGUUUUUUGGGCCGCACGUCAGUGCCCAGACGCAGGAGCAGCUGCUGCAGCAGCAGCAGCAGCAGCAGGAGCAGCUGCAUCAGCUACAGCAGCACUUGCUGCGAGGCUGCAGCGCCAGCGCCCAUGCGCUGCAGCAGCACCAGCUGCAGCAGCAGCGAACCGCGGAGGAGGUGCAGCGCCACCGCGCGGCUGCGGCUGCUGCUGCUGCUGCUGCUGCUGCCUCAGUGUCUGCUGCUGCUGCUGGUGCGGGCCUGCCGGGAGCGGGGCACCCGCUGCAGCAGCAGCACGCAGCAGCAGUAACUGCCGCAGCAGCAACAGCAGCAGCAGCCCGCGACAAACGGCAGCAGCAAGCCUCCCUGCCGCGCUUCGCAGACUCAAUAGCAGCAGCAGGAGGGACAUCAGAGCUUCUUAUUCCAGAAGUAGACGAGGAGGACUUCCUUUGA
Eimeria necatrix is the source of this 3618-nucleotide messenger RNA. RefSeq lists its product as hypothetical. Lineage: Eukaryota; Apicomplexa; Conoidasida; Eucoccidiorida; Eimeriidae. The transcript is spliced from 9 exons. Bases 1 to 3618 code for a protein of 1205 amino acids. The record is from RefSeq and is a predicted model, not a curated record.